CCAAUUUACAACUACAAUAGAUGAACACAGUCAUAAGUUUUGAAUUUUCUAAGCAAGUCAUCAAUAUUUCGAAAAAGUGCCAUGAGAAAAUUUUAGAAGUAAUUGUUGGUCAAAAUGGAUGUCCUUUUCGACGAAGAAGACUUCCUGGAGGAAAGAAGAGGCUCCACAGCGGAUAUCCUCUGCCAAGGGUCCAACGACGACAGGAAAUGGGAACUUUCACGCUUAAAAAAUAAAUUUGAAACCUUAGAACUGCAACAGCUUUUCAAAAAGUACCUCCAGAAAAUCAACCACGGAUACUUUUCUCAGUUUCUGACGCUACAAAUCUUGCUGAUUACUAGUCAUUUCAUCGUACUCUUGUCAGUUGUACCAAACGUUGACAAAAUUGAUGUUUUACCGGAUCUCAUUCUCUACGGUUUAGUGGCAACACUGUCGAUCGUAGUGCUCGUCGUGGUAGAAACGUAUGUCAAGACGUAUCCAAACCUUCUCAAUUUUCUCGAAGGAGUCACUUUCGUGGCGAUUUUCUUCACGAACGCUUUUCUUCCAUUUUAUAACAAAGACAACGGUUUGAGACCAGCAUACACUCCCUAUUUAAUCAUAUCGACUUACAUUUUUUUUAACAUACAAAAGAACUUAAUCGUCGUGGUUAUGGGUGUAGUGAUUUCCGUUUUCCAUAUCUUGGUGCUAGUGUUUGUCACUUAUGCAAACACCAACAGAGAGACUCUGCACACCAAAAUUAUUUCAGACGCCAUCUUCCUCCUCUCCAUGAACUGUCUAGGAAUUUAUUUUCGCUACAUGAACGAAAUUGUCAUUAGGAAGAGUUUCCUCGAAAAGAGAUCUUGCGUGGAAUCGACGCUCCAACUCAAUUUUGAAGAAAACCAAGAAAACAACCUCAUGUCCAGCAUCAUCCCGCUCCACAUCGUAGGCAAAGUCAAAACUUCCUUGACCGAGUACAUCUCCCAGUACCGAAAAAACGGAUCAGUCCCCCUUCAGAAACCCUUCGAAAAUCUCUACAUCGAGGCGCACCAAAACGUGACCAUUUUGUUUGCAGACAUAGUCAAUUACACCAUGAUGACCACCAGGUUGGAGGUUUCUGGUAUUUUGGACGUUUUGAACCACUUGUUCAGUCGAUUUGACGCCAUUUCUGAGAAGUUGAAAGUUUUAAGGGUGAAGUUCUUGGGGGAUUGUUAUUAUUGUGUGGCGGGUUUGCCCCCAGACCCUGCCCCUAAUCACGCUGAAGCUUGCGUAGAUUUUGGACUAGAAAUGAUCGCGAUUAUUGCAGGUAUAAGAAAACUCAAAAACCUGGAUAUAAACAUGCGAAUCGGGGUUCAUACUGGAAGCAUAAGUUCGGGUAUAAUCGGAACGAUUAAGUGGCAGUACGACAUUUGGUCCAAAGACGUGGACUUGGCCAACAAAAUGGAAACAGAAGGAACCGCUGGAAUGGUACACAUCACUAAAGAAACCAAAAAUCUGCUUCACAAACCUUACAACAUAGAACUGUCCACAAAAAUAGUUAAUAAUGAACCAACUUACUUAGUAAAACCUUGUCUCGAAAAAGUUCCACCACAAAAUGGUGUCAUCGGUGGGACCAGAAACCCACACACGAACCCCGGCCACCACCACGAAAACCAACGACGAAAGACGGUGUUUGUUAGAAGAUUUAGCACCGAUUUGAUUAAUCGUGACAAUGAGAUACCAAACGCGAGGAGUUUUUCAAUGAUUGGUAGUUACCCGGAUCAAGAAAAUGGGUGCAUUAGUGUUGAAAUCGAAAGACGGAAGGACCUUACACUGGAAAAACGCCACACUUAUCCCAGUUCGAGAGACCGGUGGUUUACAGGAUUCCCACUUCUCAAGAUGUUUAAGAAAAAGUCGAGCGGAAACGCGCGAAUUUCCACGAACGACAGGAAGAGGACCACGGUGUUCAUGAACAGCAAUAUCAAGAGGUACCGAGAGAUGUUAGACGAGACGAAUAUGGAAAUGGAAGAAACCAUAGAAAAUUUGUCGUUUUCGAAGUCCGAACAGUGGUUUAAAAAUCCCGACAUGUAUCAAGUACUUCUUGUUUUUAAAGAUUUCAAGAGUGAGAUGGACUUUGUGAAGACCCCGGACCCUCUAUUUAAGUACUACAUUUUAAGCGAAGUACUAAUUCUUCUUUUGGUGUAUGUUUUGGAAAAUUUGACGUUGACAGAAUGGAACUCUCCCGAGUGGCCUUUUUACCUAACUCUAGGUUUGAUCAUCUUUGUUUUUUUUCCUCUUACGUGGACCCACUACAUCUGGACUAACUAUUUUUCAAACUUCAAAAACGAACUUCCAACUAACCAAGUCAUAAGUUUGUUCUACAAGAGUUCUAAAUUUAUCACGAAUAACUCUCUAGCACGAUUUAUAAUUUACACAAUUCUGUAUGUUCUGUUUUGUGUUUGCGUUCUGUCACAGUGGGUGGAGUGCUACGAGACCGAAAUUUUGCUAAAUCCAAAGUCCAAUGUUUCUGGUGGAGCCAAAAAAAAUUUUUUAGUUCUGAUGAUGAACACCAGGAGUGAAGAAAACCACGAACAGUGUAUUAUCCCAUGGCAAAUGACUGAAACUUUCGCUCUAGCCAUAAUAAUGAGCUUCUUAUUUCUUCGAAUGUACAUGUGGUUAAAACUGUUGUACGCUUCCGCCAUUGCAGCCAUCUACUCCUACUGUAUUUUACAAUUCAGUGUUAAAUUUUAUGGGGACAGCCAGACAUUCAAUUCCGCUUUAACCCCCGAAGCUUCCCACAUUUUGAGUAUUUUUUCUCUAACCCUCAUCCUCCAUCUCGUCGACCGCCAGACCGAAUACAUAAACAGAAUCAACUACUUAUGGUACAAAGAUCUAAUAAUAAAAGAAGAUCAAGCCAGUGCUCAACACAAAGUGAACACUUUGUUGCUCGUCAACAUCCUCCCCAUCCCAGUUGUCAAAUUGUACCUAAAUGUGAACAGACCAUCAUCCGAAGAAGUCUACAGCGACACUUACCCUAACGCAGCUGUUAUGUUUGCGUCAAUCACAAACGUGUCUUUAGAGUCUCUAGGCAGCGGUUUUUUGACAAUAAUGAGUGCGAUUAUUGGCGAAUUUGAUCUGAUUUUAGUAGAAAAUAUCCACGACAGUCCUAUCGAAAAAAUCAAAAUUGCUAAAUGGACCUAUAUGGCGGCUUGUGGACUAGUCGAUAAUUCAAAUCAGUCAAACAGCGUCAUUUCGUUGUUAAAAUUCGCCGCGCGGUUGAUGCAGAAGCUGAAAGAGAUGAACGAAAAGGAAAUCAAGCAGGACUUGAAACUAAGAAUAGGAAUAUCUCACGGUUCCGUGGCUGCCGGUGUCGUGGGGUCGAAGAAGCCUCUGUAUGAUAUAUGGGGCGAUCCUGUAAAUAUGGCGUCUCGAAUGGAUACUUUGGGUCUAGGUGACCACAUUCAAGUACUGGAAGCUACAGCUAGAGUAAUUGAAAGUUGUGGCUACGCUUGUCGCUACAGAGGAACUAUUAAAGUCAAAGGGAGGGAAGGUCUCGUUCCUACGUAUUUCGUGGGUUUGGAUGAAAAUUUUGACUUGGUGGAACUGUGAUUUUGUUAAAGUAGUGAAUUGCGUGCGACCAUUUCUUCAAGUUUUGUUAAAAAGUAAUUAUUAUUAUUAUUAUUUUUAUAGUGUUAGUUUUACCUUCGUCGAGGAACUGGAUCGAAACCACGAGAUACAUAGCGAUAGACGACAAGACCUGAGAAAUUGUAUAUUUGUAUAUAUCAAGAUGUAUGUGUAUUUAUUAUGUAUUUAUUAUAAAUUAUGUGACACUUG
Zophobas morio is the source of this 3786-nucleotide messenger RNA. Its product is annotated as adenylyl cyclase X E-like. NCBI's taxonomy places the organism in Eukaryota, Metazoa, Arthropoda, Insecta, Coleoptera, Tenebrionidae. Gene Ontology annotation, molecular function: adenylate cyclase activity. Gene Ontology annotation, cellular component: plasma membrane. Bases 115 to 3561 code for a protein of 1148 amino acids. Gene Ontology annotation, biological process: intracellular signal transduction; cAMP biosynthetic process; adenylate cyclase-inhibiting G protein-coupled receptor signaling pathway. The transcript has 17 exons. The record is from RefSeq and is a predicted model, not a curated record.